CAGACUGAUGUUAAAAAACUCACCCUGUAAGAAGAUGGCUCCUCUGGAGUGAGAUUUAUUAUCAUCAUGGGAAAAUUAAUUGGGGAUAAAAUAUGCUCAAAAGAUAGAUAAUAUUUGCAGAGCAAAUAUUGUGUCCUAAGAAAUAGUUAGUGAGCACUAAGAAAUACAGCUUAGUGACUCAAAUCGUCUGGGCAUUUAAUAAUUCCACACCAAAUUGUACCCAAAUUGUAAAACUAUUGCAAGUACAAUGUAUCUUCUGACUUUAAACAAGGGCAGGGGUUAAACCUACACCUGAUAAUCCAACAAUAUAAAAGAGUGUGGUGGGACAUGAAGGCUUGCAUGGUAGGUCAAACAAAAAGUUCUAAAGUAGACCUUGACCUUUAUCUUUAUCCCCAGCUUAAAUGAUUUAUUUACACAUGAGAGCCAGCUAAAGCAGCAGCGAUCAAUGCAUUUGUGCAGUUGACUGCUUUUUUGCAUUAUACGAGUUCUGUGUCUCUUAUACAUAAGAUCACAGAGUCAAAUGUGCAUGUAUUGCCUCUCCUCUGUGCAGACUUGACAAAUACACUCAUCAAAUGGGGAAAUGUUGGACUAGGACAGGCUUACAAACACAAAUUGUUGGAUUUAAUGUCAAGGCUUGAUUGCUUAAUUUGACCAAACAAAUGAAAGUAUUUUUUACUGUGGUAAAAGAAAAUGAGAGGAGGAGUUAGACAGGGUGUGAAAUGUGGUAUUACGUGAUGAUAAGCAACAAAGUGCUUUUUUAAUCUUUAAUGUUUGCCGUUCAGAGAAUGUAUGGUUGUUUUGCACACGAGUGAAUUCCCCCCACAUGAGAGCAGUUUUUAUUUAGCAGCAAUGACCCUAUUCCCGGUGGGUCCUAUUACUUAAAACCACGUAACUUGACCUGCAAUCUUUUCAUUUUUAUGAUAGACACAUUUUGAAAUGAAUACUCUUUUCAAGAACUUUUUAUCUGGCCUGUCUCUGUUACUAACCACUUUUUUCCAGAUAGUGUAUGUAAUCUAUUAACGUUAGACCAGUGUUAUGCAUGUCACGCAUAAACAAACGCAUUUCGUUAGAGUUGCAAGGUUGUGAACAUAAGGACUAUGAUUGCUGGAGGAUGAGCUAAGCCAUGAUAUUGGUUAUCCGAUUGGAGCAAAUGCGUAGUUUCUUUCUUGACAUUUUGUGGCUAUGCUUUUUUUUUUUUUUACUAAAGUGACAGGACUGAACUGAACUGAGGCUAAUUGAGGUAAACGACAGCUACAUUCCCUUCUUAUCUUUGGGGGCUGGAGGUGACAGAGUAAAGAGCCCUGCACCCAGAGUGCCACUAGUACGGGACAGGAGCCUGUUGCUUGUGACAGCUGCCAGUGUCAUUCCUUGUUUGCUACAGCUUGUGUUACUGUGUACUGUCCUUGUCCAGUAACCAGUGAGACAGGGGGUAUGUCAAAAGCCCAAAAAUUAGGGAGUCAGGGAGGGACAUGAACUUUUCUUUGAGGCCUCCUCUUUUGGCCUAGUCAAGAAAUAUUAAGAAAUUCACAGACUCAAAUAGAAACCAUAGAACAGUUUGUUUCUUUUUUGGUUGAGGGUGCUUAACACAUCCCUUUUUCUGUUUUUAGUGGUUGGGAUUAUGCAAAAUAAGUUUGCAAUAAAAAAUAACGUAAGGUAAUGUGCCAACAUUUAAUGGGUUUUGUUUUGUUUUGUUUAUUAGCCAUAAUUUAAUCAAUAUUUCAUUGCUCUCCUUAAUAACCACCAUUUAAAAUAUGUUUAGACUGUAUCACAUUGGUUCAGCUUAUUUUUUUUUAACCUAAUAAACUCAUUAAGCUUAACACUUUAUCCAAAAACAAUAACUAAUCCAUACAAAGUUGAUACCUCUUGAAGACAUAUGCUUACUUGAAUUAAUUUAAUCAAAUCCAUUGAUUUCACAGACCAACAAACACUUUAAUUACAACACAACAACAGGUAAUUGUUAGUUGGGGCAAUUGUUGUUGUUGUUGCUGUUAUUGUAUAGUAAAUCAUUCAAUGUUAUUAAUCUAGCCCUUAGUCUCAAACUGCUUCGAGGCCUCAUGCUGUGAAACCCCGCCCAGCCCCCCGAAGAGGAAGGAAGAACUCUUAAUUAUCCGGGGCAAACACGUUGGGAAGGAAGGCAGGCUGGUUAGGAGGGGAAUGGGUGCCACAAUGCCAGCUUAUUGUUAGAUUGUUGGAUGGAAAGUAGAAAAUGAGUGUCCAUGGUGGUGUGGAGGUGUUGGUGACUAAGCCGGUAGCUGUCAUGUGGGGUCAUGGUCACGACUAUCCAUGAGUACCGAUUUCAAGCACCAUACUUUCAGGAUGCCAAACAUAGGGUUCCAGAACCUUCCCCUCAAUAUUUACAUUGUUGUGUUUGGGACGGCUAUAUUCGUCUUCAUCCUCAGCCUGCUCUUCUGCUGCUACCUGAUAAGAUUACGGCACCAGGCCCACAAAGAGUUGUACGCAUACAAACAGGUUAUACAGAAAGAAAAGGUCAAAGAGCUAAAUUUGCAUGAGAUAUGUGCAGUGUGCCUGGAGGAGUUCAAACAGAGAGAUGAGCUGGGCAUCUGCCCAUGCAAGCAUGCCUUUCACAGAAAGUGCCUGAUUAAGUGGCUGGAGGUGAGGAAGGUGUGCCCGCUGUGCAACACCCUGGUGCUGCAGCUGGCCCAGCAGGCCGGCACCCCCACCGACACUCCCACACAACAGCCCCUUCCUGGGGUAGAGAACCUGGUGUAGCCCCCAGCCACCCUGCCCACCCACCAUAUCACCACACAAACUGAGCACACACACGUACAAGGACCCACACAUUCACAGACACGCACAGGUACAGAGGCACACAUAUGCCUCCAAGAUGUGCCUCCCAGAUGCCGGCGCACAUAAUCGCACAAAGCGAUGCAAACACACACACAUCCACACACAUGCAUCCACACACAUGCACUGCCAACUCAAAUACACACGACUUGCCCUGACAUCUGGAUAGAGGAGCCGGACAAUUGAUCUGUAUCCAAGGAGUAGUGAAGGAGAGGCUGGAGCUUUGGUGUAGAACUGUCUUGAUCUGCCAUUAAUCUCUUUCAAUGGCUGCUCACUUUGCCUUUCUUGAUACCUGGAUACCUUGGAUGUCAGUGCCAUCUAAUAAUGUACAUUCUGUUGAGCUUGCCCUAUUGUUGUUGUUGUUAAACGGACAAUGCAGAAGAAGAUGAUGUUUGCUUCUCAGCCAAGACUGUUUCACAACCAAAGCAAUUUGAUUGGGACACCAGCAGAAUGCGAGUUCAUGAAAAAACUGUUUUGUUUUUUUAAUCUAUUUUUUGUUUGUUUUUGACAAGCACUUUAUGAUGACUGAACCUUAAUUGCUUGUGAUGGAAGUAGCAAGGUAAUAUUUUAUUAUAAUUUUUCAUAAUUUGUUUCUUAAUAUGUGUGUUUUUAUUUUAUUUGUAUUAGUUUAAGAUUUUUAUAAGGACAACGUUGAUCUUAAAGGGACAACCGUAUUUACAAUAUGUUGCGGAAAGUAAAGAAUGAUUUCAAAGUGGUCGAUGCAAAAAUAUCUAACAAAUCUGUCUUAUAAAAAUGUGAAUUGAGGUCGAAGAUUUGUAUUUGUCGCAACCCAGAACGGAUUUUCAGGUAUACAUCUGAAACAAAAACCAACACACAUGCAAACACACAAACAGGCAACAAAAUUUAAUUAUAUAUUAAUCUGACAGUUUUACACUUCAAUUAAUUUAACACUAUUAAAAGUUUACAGUUAUUUGUAUUUGUUACAGUUUGGCUAUUUUUUUUUAAAUUAUUAAUCAGCUUGUCUUGUCUGUAUUUCAAUGGAGGAAAACCUUUGCAUGCCACAUUCAUUGUCUUGGGACAUUCACUGUAACACAUUUAUGCUAUGAAGAACAAAAUAACUGAAUGUGAAAGUUUUAUUUACAUGUGAUACCGAAGAACAAAUUCUGAUUGGCUACUAACUUGUAUGUUUAAAUACUGCCUUCUUCAUGGCGAUUAUGGUGGAUCAUUUAUGUGAUUUGCUCAAAUUUCAGCCAUAUAAAGUCACGGUUAACAGAACAGAAGUCCUUAGAGUUUAGUCAGGGGGCUGAGAACAAGCUGGCCCGUGCCACCUUUGCUGCAUGCCGACACAAUUCACUUUAACAUGUUGUGUUAGUGCUGUGGCAAAGGUAACCCGCACACUUUGUUACUCACAGCGUGAACCAAUCAGAAGGCUGUCAGAACAGCUGUGCUCAGCCGUUUCAUUCAGAAAACAAGCCCAAUGUUGCUGCUGAUCAGAGCCCUGCAGUCUAGUGGUUUCUACUCCUGCUUCACCCACUUGUUGUUAUUGUUGUUACUCGCUGCACGUGACAUGCAUAGUGUUCCAUUACAAACAUUAUUGGGUCAAAGUGCUAAGUAGGUUACUUUGGACGGAUAAAGGUUGUGUGCCACUCUAAGCGUUUGAAGAAGAGGCUAUGGAUAAUUCGGCACUUUUUUGCAAUUAAUCUUGUAAUAUAUUAUUAUGAUGAAAUUUCUGUCCCAACUUUUUCACAAACAGCUGAAAAAAAACUAUUUAAGCUUGACCUGUGCAAUCCAAUAACAAUGCUCAAGCAUUGUUAUUUUCUGUUUGUUUGACUAUAAUGAUACAUAUAAAGAGCUGUUUUUCAAACUGGCAUAUCCUUAUAUUUGAUAUAAAUAAAAAUAGUAAUAAAUGAUUAGGGUAAAAUUAUCAAGAAAUAGUAAACAAGAAGGAAAGUUAUCUAUUGCCUAUUACUAAACACUUAUGAGAUUGUUCUUGAAAGUUCAGCCACUUGAAAUUGGCCCUUAUAAGCCUUCCCUUGUCGAUAAAUAUUUUCUUCCUGGGCCUGUUCUACAGAGAACGAUCCUCUAACUGGCCAGAUAUGAAAGAAGGUGGCACCUUCUUUCUCAUUGACACAGCCAUCCCAUACAAGCCCUUCAAAAGGCCAUUUACUUGCAUUUUUAAGUUUGAUCAUAACAAGUUAACAAUUUGAUAUGGUUGAUCAUAACUGGAAAACCUGACAAAGCACAUCCCUCUGUUGUGAUCUUUUUUUUGUCGUUUUUAAGUGCAAGCUUGGAGAUUGAAACACGAUGAUUGUAAUAUGUAUGGUAAAGCGCUGGUGUUUGAGAAGUGUUGUUUUUUCCGUUUUUGUUGUAUGUAUUCAUACUAUUAUUUGGUAUUGUUACACAGAAAAAACUGGUAGCGAGACACUCAAACUGCCAUCCAACAAUCUGAUGUGGUUUAUUCCGUUCCAGCGUUUGUGGUAUUUUUUUCAGCUGAAAUUGCUGCCGCCCUUUAAACAUGAAAUGUGGAGCAUGUAUUGUCGUAAAAAUAUGUAUAAUUGUUUUAGGAAGGGCUCCUCGAAGUGCAGAGCAGGCACAUCUUCAUAGUAAAUGGAAAAGGCUAUGAGAAGGUAUUUUCACACUUGGACGACUGUUGUUCUAAGUUUAGUACCUGUAGAUUAUCAUUGUGUCACGGAAUUUAACAGUGUAUACCCAUUUAUAUGUCAACAUAUGGGUAUGACCUCAGACUGAGGCAUUUGGUGCUUUUUUUCUAUCAACAGCGAACUGCACGUCAUGAAAUGAGGCUCAAGGAAAAGAGGCGUGGCUUGGUUUACUUUUGAAACUCCUGGCUCACUGAAUUAAGUGCUCUCUCUCAGCAAACGUCUUAUCAUGUAUCCAACAAUAUCUUCUUUCUAUCUCUUCCUUUCAGCACCAUUUUUUUUUUUAGAAGCAAUAAUUCUGUAAGGCAACUGAUGCAGCAGAAUUGUUAAAGUUCUAUUUUUGUAUAUUUAAUUGCUCAGUUUUGAAAUUUUCAACAGUUUUUUUGUUGCAUGAUGUGCCAUGAAUUGUAAAUAAAGUGUCCAUGUUUUGGAAGUAA
Molecule: messenger RNA, 5860 nt
Organism: Gadus macrocephalus (Pacific cod)
Lineage: Eukaryota; Metazoa; Chordata; Actinopteri; Gadiformes; Gadidae
Gene: rnf24
Product: ring finger protein 24
Exons: 6
Coding region: 2284-2730 (148 amino acids)
Cellular component (GO): endomembrane system
Molecular function (GO): ubiquitin protein ligase activity; zinc ion binding
Source: RefSeq, a predicted model, not a curated record